Molecule: messenger RNA, 2772 nt
Organism: Molossus molossus (Pallas's mastiff bat)
Lineage: Eukaryota; Metazoa; Chordata; Mammalia; Chiroptera; Molossidae
Gene: SP100
Product: SP100 nuclear antigen
Exons: 29
Coding region: 114-2747 (877 amino acids)
Biological process (GO): regulation of transcription by RNA polymerase II
Cellular component (GO): nucleus
Molecular function (GO): DNA-binding transcription factor activity, RNA polymerase II-specific; DNA binding; protein binding
Source: RefSeq, a predicted model, not a curated record
CACUUCCUGCUCGGGGCAGAGCAACCACACUGUUCCCCGGCUUGGGACACCGGAGGGAUCGAAGGCCAGGCCCCAGGCCCAGGAAGGGCCCCGGAAGGGCCCAGGGAAGGACGAUGGCCACUGGAGGCAGCGACCCCAGCACCAGAUUCCAUCAGGCAUCCGCUGGGUGUCCGUCCACAUUAGGAAUGAGACGUGAACAGCCGACGAGGGCGCUGUGUAAUGAAGGGAUGCCCCCAGGUGGCUGGAUGUCCAGAGAAGACCAGAGCAUAGAUGACAGAAUUGUCUAUGAUAUUGUAUUCCAUCACUUCAAAAGACAUAAGGUCGAUAUUUCAAGAGCAAUAAAAAAGGAAUUUCCUUUCCUUGAGGUUCUUCGUGACCGUGAACUCAUCACCGAAAAAAUGUAUAACGAUUGUAAAGAAUCUUGUAGGAACCUGGUCCCUGUACAGAGAGUAGUGUACAAUGUUCUCAGUGUACUGGAGAAGACAUUUGACCUGCCCCUUCUGGAAGCACUGUUCAGCGAGGCCAAUAAACAGGAAUACCCCGACUUAAAUAUCAUUUAUAAAGGCUUUGAAAAUGCAGUCCAUGAGAAACUUUGUCACCAAGAAAGUGAUGGAGAAGAACAUUUGGAGAGCCCUAACACCCAACUAACACUUGAACAAGGAACUGGUGAACACUCAUGUCAAAGCCUGACCUGGAUCUUCCCUCAUCCCUCAGAGAGUGAUGGUACAGCCCCGCCUGAAAAUGGACUCUCAGAACACCUCCGUGAAACACAGCAGAUAAAUAUGAAUGAAACAGGUACAACCAGUGAUAACAACGAUGCACUAGAAAGCCACCAAGCAAAUGAACAAUGUGCCCAAGAGUGUGAGCCAGCAGGGUCCUGCAACCACAUACGCACCCAAGGAAAUAAUGGAAAUGCAAGAAUGGAGACACCCAACCCAUGGCCCUCUAAUGAAGAAAGAUCACAGCUACCUUGCCACGAAAUGAAAAUAAAUUCCUGUUCAGUAUAUCUGGUGGAUAUAAAGAAGGAAAAGCCAUAUUUUAAUUCAGAAGUUGAAAAGCAAACCCAAACAAGGACUAAAUGUAGCCAGGCAUCUGACAUAAUAGUGAUCAGCAGUGAUGAAGAUGAACAACCCAAAAGCCCCACUGAGGAACAAAGAAGGAGUCCUGUGAUCAAUUAUAACCUUCACUACUUACAAUCAGACGAGGAAGGAGAUACCCAAGAAGCCACCUGCUCAGCACCCAACACUGCAGCACAGCCUGUGGAUUUCAGAAAAUCACCUGUGUGCAGGAAAAGACUUUGGAAAACUGGGAGAAGUCGGGAAGGGUCUUCGGAGUCCAGCGCAGACGAGACGCCCCCAGUGCUCUGGAGGUCUGCAGAGAGAAGUCCUGACGAGGAGGAUUCUACAGAUAUCGAAAACCAACCUACUUGGAUGAGGAGCAAUAAGAAAAAACGAAUCAACAGUGAUGACUCUUCAGAACUGAGUAACGGAGAAGAACCUCAGGAAACGUCUAGUUCAGCCCUAAGAAAUGGGUCAGGAGCAGAGCUCCAAGGAACUGGAAAUGAGGAGUGUCCCUGUGUCAUGUGUUCAUCCAAAGGUGUGCCAAGAGGCCAAGAAGCAAAGACUGAAAGUACCCAAGCAUCUGACAUGAUGGACAACAUGGAUAUUGGAAGAAAGUCUACUUUGGGAAAACACAGUCGGAAAAGAAGAAGAAAGAGAAGACGCAAAGGUAAACUGAACAGUAUCCAAAGAGUGAGAGGCAGAGGCAGAUAUAAAACCCAAGCUCUGAGAAAAAGAGUUCCAUGGAAAAGAAGAAAACUAACAGGGAUGAAAGCCGUCAGUACCGGGCCUUCAAAAAGAAGCAGAAAAAGAGUUCCAAGAAUUCCCAGAGAUACAACUAUCGAUUUUCGACUUCCUAUACUUCGCGUGACCUGUGGUCAGGCAGAGGGGAUGUUAUAUAAGGAGAAAAUGAAACAAGGAAUCUCGGCAAAGUGUAUAAAGAUGAAGGAUGGAAAGAAGCUCACCCUCAAGGAAUUUGAAAUUGAAGGAAAUCACGAAAAAUCCAAGAAUUGGAAGCUGAGUGUGCGCUGUGGCGGAUGGCCCCUGAAACACCUGAUUCAGAAUGGACAUCUAUGUAAUCCUCCAAGAAUAUAUGGAAGGAGAAAAAAGCCGAGAGUCGUGAAGUCUCAUGACAAGACCUUGUUUGACCCUUAUCCAGAAAACUCAAAUCACUGUGAGGUGUGCCGUAAAGGAGGAACACUGUUCUGCUGUGAUACUUGUCCACAGUCCUUUCAUGAGAAAUGCCACUUACAACAUAUUGAUCCUGACAGGAGCCCAUGGAGUUGCAUCUUCUGCCAGAUAAGGGCUAUUCAGGAAAGGAACCCAGAAAAUCAAUCAUGUCAUCAGGAAUCAGAGGUCCUGGAGAGGGAGAUGCUGGAUGAGGAGUAUCUGAAAUGUGUGUUUCUCCUCUUGAAAGCCUAUCGCUGUCCAGAAAGCUCCUUUUUUGCCUCAGAACCAUAUUAUAGUCAGCAGGUACCUCAGGUCCAGGAGAACUGCAUGUGGUUAAACAAAAUCAAGACAAAGCUGGCUUGGAAGAUGUACCCCCAAGUGAAGGGGUUUGUGCGGGACAUGCGCCUCAUCUUUGAGAACCUCAGGGCAUUUUGCAAGGAUCAGAAAUUCAUCAGGAUGGGAAUUCAACUAGAGGCCAACUUUGAGAAUAAUUUCAAAAACGUUUUUGCCAUUCAGUAAAUCAGCAAGAACAGUUCUCGGUCCA